CUCAUGACUGAAACCCAGAUCACCUUUCGCGGUCAAACCCGCAUGCCGAUUAAGGCAACCAAAGAGGAGGAAGACGCCAAAAAGUCCUACAAACGCGGUCUCCUGAUAGCCUUUAUUAUUCUUACAAUCAUUGCUGUCGCCUGUCUUGCUGCUGGUAUCGCAUUGGUCGCGGUUUUCCAGGAAACCAUCCGGUAA
Molecule: messenger RNA, 195 nt
Organism: Dibothriocephalus latus
Lineage: Eukaryota; Metazoa; Platyhelminthes; Cestoda; Diphyllobothriidea; Diphyllobothriidae
Source: the annotation of a GenBank genome assembly